ACUGAGAAAAACGUUGCUUUUCUCUAAUUGUUGCUAAAGGCAUGAAGAUCCUCUGAGUGAGAACAUGGAGCUGGACAACAUUUACUCCAAUCUGAAUUAUGAUCAACUGAAACAAGACAGGAAACAGCAAAACCUAAAAUCAGGUCAUGGAGGUGUUCAAUCAACAGAGUCUGUCCAAGGAAAAUGGUCACCUCUCGUUAUCUAUAUUCUCCUGAGUCUCUCCAUCCUGCUGUCCUUGGGGAUGCUUAUCACUGCAGUGAUACUCUUCACACAGCGGCCCACUGACAUGAAAAGUUUCGAAACUGACUUCAAGAUGGAUCUAGCCCAAUUGCAACACAACGUCACACAGCUGUCCACUGACAUGAAAAUUUUAGAAACUGACCUCAAGAUGGAUCUUGUCCAAUUGCAACGUAAUGAACUGCUUUGGAAGUGUCCCGAACACUGGAGGCGAUUCCAGCAAAACUGUUAUUACUUUUUAUCAGAAAGCAAGAACUGGACAGAGGCCCAGAGGUCCUGUGCAUUGCUGGAUGCCAAUCUUGUUGUCAUUAACAAGCCUGAGGAACAGGCAUUUGUAGAAAAAUGGCUUGCAAACAAUGGCUACUGGAUUGGACUCAGACAGACAGUCUCGGAAGGUGACUGGCGCUGGGUAGAUGGAACGGAUUAUACUUCCUCUGUAAAGUUUUGGGGGAGCGACCAGCCCAAUGAUAAAGACCAUCAAGGAGUAGAUGAAGACUGUGUCGUGACUCAUGAAAAUGCAGGGUGGCAUGAUUGGCCCUGCUAUUCACUUCACUACUCAAUCUGUGAAAAAUCAGCAUAAUAUUGUUUUCUUUAAUGCUGCAUUUAAUAAACGUUGA
This is a messenger RNA of Chiloscyllium plagiosum (whitespotted bambooshark), 854 nucleotides long. RefSeq names its product CD209 antigen-like protein C. The record is from RefSeq and is a predicted model, not a curated record. NCBI's taxonomy places the organism in Eukaryota, Metazoa, Chordata, Chondrichthyes, Orectolobiformes, Hemiscylliidae.